Molecule: messenger RNA, 2951 nt
Organism: Triticum aestivum (bread wheat)
Lineage: Eukaryota; Viridiplantae; Streptophyta; Magnoliopsida; Poales; Poaceae
Product: protein FAR1-RELATED SEQUENCE 12
Exons: 7
Coding region: 172-2334 (720 amino acids)
Molecular function (GO): zinc ion binding
Source: RefSeq, a predicted model, not a curated record
AAACCCUCGUGUGCACGAAAAAAAAGAAAAAGUAAGAUUCGUCCUAGCUCGUUGGAGAGGGCCGUGUCCGCCGUGCUAACCUAGAGCGAGAGCGACUUGAAGGCGACAGUGCUGCCGGGGAUGGAUUACCUGAUCGGCGGUGCCUGGAAUUGCAAGGCAGGCUAGCGACGGAUGGACGCGGAGGGAAUGGAGUUCCUUCUCGACGCGGUGAACAGAUUUCCCGUACGGGAGGAAUUUGCUGACAGCCUUGAGCACCCAGAUCCUGUGCCUCUCCUCUAUUUGCUGCAGAAGGGGAGUUCAGCAGAAGAUGGCGUUGAGGCCAAUGGUGUUUCUGGGCUGGCUCAAGUGGACAACGAGGGGGUAGCUGCAAACCGAGAAGAUCGUGAACAUCGGCCCCGUGCAGAAUCUCCGGCGAGGUCUGCUCAAUCAACGGACAGGGUGAAUCCGCAAGCCCCCGGCUGGACAAAAAGGCUGCGGCUCGGAAGCGCACCUCCGGACCGAGUGCCAUGCCCAUCGAGGAUGAGCGCUCUCGAGAUUUCGAUACGCAAAUAUGCGAAGCAGCCUGACAAAAGCGUCGUUAGGCCUGAGCUAGGGCUCAGUUUUGAUUCGUUAGGGGAGGCGUAUGACUUCUACAACCUAUACUCAUGGGAGGCCGGUUUCGGAAUAAGAUAUGGGAAAAGCAGACUCAACGCCGGCCGGACAAAAACCAUGCAGGAGAUUGUUUGUGGUUGCUCGGGAAAACCUGAAACAGAAAACAGUAGGUCCUGCAGAUGUGAGUGCCUAGCUUUGAUCAGGCUCCUGCGUGCAUCGGACAACAGCUGGUACAUAACAGAGCACCGAGCGAGUCACAACCAUUCCAUGUCGCUAACAAUGGGAGAGAAGGUGCACUGGCCGUCUCAUAAGCACAUUGAUGUAUACACCAAGUAUUUGAUAAAGCAACUAAGGGAGAACAAUGUUAAUCUUGGGAAGGUUUACAACAUUAUUGGGAGCUUCUUUGGGUCAGUAGAGAAGGUACCAUUCACUAAAAGGACGCUCAGAAAUAUUUGUGGGAAGAUUAGCCGUGAGCAAGCUGAGGACGAUGUCCGGAAAACACUGCAGGCGUUUGCUGACAUCCAAGCAAACGACCCUGGAUUUUCCUAUGUGGUGUUGGCAGAGAAAGACAACAAGAUUCGAAACCUCAUGUGGGCUAACGGCAGCAGCCGGAUGCAAUACAAAUUCUUUGGUGACGCAGUUACCUUCGAUACCACUUAUCGGACCAACUUGUACGAUAUGCCGUUUGGGCUAUUUGUAGGAGUUAACAACCACUACCAGAGUAUCAUAUUGGCAGGGGUUUUGAUGCGUGACGAAUUAGAAGAGAGCUUUGAAUGGAUGUUGGAGGAGUUUGUCCGUAUGAUGGGCGGCCCUGCGCCGAAAACAAUACUAACAGAUCAAUGCAGAGCCAUGGAGGUUGCAAUCAAGAGAACUUAUCCCGAUACAGUCCACCCUUGGUGCAAAUGGCAUGUCCUGAAAAAGGCGAAGGAAACGGUAGGUCCGUUGUACACCAAGAAGAGUGACUUCCAGGCUGAAUUCCACAAAGUUGUUAACCACAUGCUAACCGAGGAAGAGUUUGAGUCAGCCUGGGAAGCGCUGCUCGAUAAGUACAGUUUGAGGAAUCAUAACUACAUGGCCCAAAUCUAUGAGACCAGAAGGAAAUGGGCAAAACCAUAUUUCAGGGGCGUGUUCUGUGCAAAAAUGACAAGCACUCAAAGGAGCAAGAGCGCAAACCACAUGCUCAAAUCGUACAUCUCACCUGCCAGCCCAAUGCAUGUUUUCGUCAGGCAAUACGUGAAACUGCAAUUUGAUCGUGAACGCGACGAAAGCUACGAGGAGAAGAGAACUAUGAUUGGCGGUGUGGUCAGACGUACUAACCUUGCAAUAGAGCGUCACGCCAGCAAGGUUUAUACAAGGAGCAUGUUUGAGGAAUUUGGGCGACUACUGAUCGAAGCAACCGCAUACAAUGUUACUGAAGUGGUAAAGAUGAAGAAGUACAUCACGACUCACAACAAUGCCGCAAAGAGAGAGAAGUGGAGCAGAGUUGAGUAUGAGGUGACCAUUAAUGAUGACCAAUCAAUAUUCACCUGUGAGUGCGGCCAGUUUGAGCACAUGGGGAUGAUAUGCAGCCAUACGUUGAGGGUUAUGGAAAUUCUUCAUCUAGAAGAGAUCCCUAAAUACCACAUCCUAAAACGGUGGACAAGGGACGCGAGAGACAUACUACCAGGUCACUUGUCCAGUACCAGAGAGACAAUUCACAGAACCAGUCGUGCGGCUGGGGGACGCAAGUGCUGCAUGCUAUGAUCACGUCAACGCUGCCCUGGAUUCUGUGAUUCGGAGCGCAGCGCCUUUGGCAGAGAAAUGUGAUGGACUGGCUUUCGAGGAUCGCGUCAUUCCAAUAGCCGACGGCGAACAAGCAAUUGCUGAUCAUGAGGCCGACCGUUGUCCAAGUGCUGGAAAUUCUUUCAGCACGAAUGCCAUGCAGUGCCUCACAGCGCCUGAGAAGCGUAGAGGCCCUGGGAGGCCUACUAACAGCAGGGACAAGGCAUCAUACGAAGGGCUGAGUAAGAGAACAAGGUUCUGCAGCAUAUGUCACCGUGAAAGGCUCAAGAAAACGACCUGCCCAGAAAGAGAUGUGCCGAAGAAACCGCGAAAGCCUGGUAAAUGCAAAAACUGCGGGAUAGAAGGCCACCGACGUACCACAUGCACGAGACCGCUUGGGUUUGCAGAGAAAUGAUAUAGGUUUUUCCAUUCUUGUGAUUUUCGUGUUUGUUUGUAAACUAGGUACGAGUGCGACGCACAUGAGCUGAGUUUAUCUGUGCUUAUCAUCCGGCAAGGCCAAAAAACUUUUUUUACUGUUGUACGUCUUGUGAUAAAACUGAAAUUAUAUGUUGGUGAGUGAGAAAACCUGUGUGGUUUGC